GUAUUUUUUAGUAUCAAAUCGAAAAACCGGCAAUUGUCAAAAUAUUUUGAUUUUUCAAAUUGUCACAAAGUUUUUUUUUUAAAGCUGAAGUAUUUUGAGAAAAAUAGCACAUAAAAUUACAUAAACCGCUGAACUAUCAAGAUGUUCCGUCAACUAAGGAUGAGCUUGGAUGUUUCGGCCUGGAUAUUUAUGCCCUGGAGACGUACUGCAUCCAAUUUUCAAGAUCCACAGCUGCCGCUGUCGAGCACCUUAAACGAUGUGAUUGUGGACUACGAGGAUCCGGAUUACCUGCCCCUGCCUGAGUACCCGACACGUCCCAAUGAGCCCUUGGAUAUUCGCAAGCAAAGACUCCUCUACCAAUCCCGCAAGCGAGGCAUGUUGGAAAAUGACCUCCUGCUCAGCACCUUUGCAGCCAAGCAUCUGAAGGAAUUCAAUGCCGAACAGACUGCACUCUACGAUCAGUUGAUUAACGGGGUCACCAACGACUGGGAUAUAUACUACUGGGCCACCGACGUGAAGCCCACGCCCAAGGAGUAUGACACCGAGAUCAUGAAGUUGUUGAAGGAGCACGUCAAGAAUGCCGAGCGGAUCUCCCGUCUGCGUCAGCCGGAUCUAAAUACUUGAGAGUAUCUAUACACAGGUCCUUCUAUAACCUUUAGUUUUGAUCCUGAAAUUUGAACUGGAAAUGAGUUUACAUUAUCAGGAUAUUCUAGUUAUAUCUGCACUAAAUUUUACCAAAAAAUAUACAUAAAGAGAGAGAGUUAGUUUAAAAAUCGAA
This is a messenger RNA of Drosophila serrata, 778 nucleotides long. RefSeq names its product succinate dehydrogenase assembly factor 2-B, mitochondrial. Gene Ontology annotation, cellular component: mitochondrion. Gene Ontology annotation, biological process: tricarboxylic acid cycle; mitochondrial electron transport, succinate to ubiquinone; mitochondrial respiratory chain complex II assembly. NCBI's taxonomy places the organism in Eukaryota, Metazoa, Arthropoda, Insecta, Diptera, Drosophilidae. The record is from RefSeq and is a predicted model, not a curated record.